Messenger RNA from Hibiscus syriacus, 2017 nucleotides. Its product is annotated as probably inactive leucine-rich repeat receptor-like protein kinase At5g48380. Gene Ontology annotation, molecular function: receptor serine/threonine kinase binding; ATP binding; protein kinase activity. NCBI's taxonomy places the organism in Eukaryota, Viridiplantae, Streptophyta, Magnoliopsida, Malvales, Malvaceae. Gene Ontology annotation, biological process: protein phosphorylation. The coding region runs from base 79 to 1929 and encodes 616 amino acids. The transcript is spliced from 2 exons. The record is from RefSeq and is a predicted model, not a curated record.
AGUGAAUUUGACAUUAUCUGUUUAAGCCUGUGAAUUGCUCUAAUUCACCGUUUCAGUUUCGAUUCGAGGCGUUUCUUCAUGAUCAUGGUGUUGCAUAGCCGAGUUUUUGCUCUCGUUUUGUUAUUACUCGGCUGUAGUUUGAGCUCUGCUACUGAGGAUGAUAUUAAUUGUUUGAAGAGCAUCAAAGCUUCGCUUAAUGACACUCUUGGCUACUUAAAUUCUUCUUGGAAUUUCAACAACAAUACCGAAGGAUAUAUAUGUAGGUUCACCGGUAUCGAUUGUUGGCACCCGGAUGAGAAUAGGGUUCUCAAUAUCAGGCUUUCGGAUAUGGGACUCAAGGGUGAGUUCCCUCAAGGAAUUGUAAACUGCAAGAGCAUGACAGGCUUAGAUCUUUCAAGCAAUAAGCUGUAUGGAAGGAUUCCGCCUAAUAUCUCCACCCUUAUCCCGUAUGUCACCUCCCUUGAUCUCUCAUCUAAUAAUUUCUCUGGAGUUAUCCCGAGAAACCUCUCAAAUUGUAGCUUCAUAAACAUAAUGAACCUUGACCAUAACAAUUUGACGGGUCCAAUUCCUCCAGAACUCACCUUGCUCAGUAGGUUGAAAACCUUUAGUGUAGCUGAUAAUCACUUGACAGGGCCAAUUCCGGUUUUUCUUCAUUUAUCGUUAUCCGCUGAAAGUGUUGCAAGUAAUCCUGGACUGUGCGGGAAGCCUUUGGAUCCAUGUGUGGCGACUAUGAAGAACACAAAUACUGGAGUGAUUGUUGGGGCUGCUGUUGGUGGGGUGACAGUUGCUGCGAUAGGUGUGUUCAUCGGUCUCUUCUUCUAUCAACGCAGAUUAUCUUCCAUGAGGAAGAAGGAUGAUGAUCCAGAUGGAAACAAAUGGACCAAGAGCUUAAAGGGAGUUAAAGGCAUCCAGGUUUCCAUGUUUGAAAAGGUGGUUGCCAGAAUGAGAUUAAGUGACCUUAUGAAGGCGACAAACAGUUUCCACAAGAAUAAUAUCAUCAGUUCAGGAAGAACAGGGACGAUGUACAUAGGAGUCCUUGAAGAUGGCACCUCGCUAAUGAUUAAGAGGUUACAGAAUUCUCAACACUCGGACAAAGAAUUUUCAUCUGAAAUGGCUACUCUAGGAAGUGUGAAACACCGUAACUUAGUUCCCCUUUUAGGUUUCUGUGUGGCGAAGAGGGAGAGGCUUUUAGUUUACAGAUUCAUGGCAAAUGGUACUCUCCAUGAUAGCUUGCAUCCUGAGGAUGAUGCUAACCGAGCGCUGGAGUGGUCCUUGAGGCUUAAAAUUGGUAUGGGGGCUGCCAAAGGAUUUGCAUGGCUCCACCACAACUGCAAUCCUCGUAUACUUCAUCGAAAUAUAAGCUCCAAGUGUAUCUUACUAGAUGCAGAUUUUGAGCCCAAAAUAUCCGAUUUUGGUCUUGCUAGACUCAUGAACCCAGUAGAUACACAUCUGAGCACCUUUGUGAAUGGCGAGUUUGGGGAUUUAGGUUAUGUUGCCCCUGAAUAUGCCAGAACUCUUGUGGCCACUCCGAAAGGAGAUGUCUACAGCUUCGGAGUCGUCCUUCUUGAGUUGGUCACCGGUGAAAGACCAACCCAUGUAGCCAAAGCUUCCGAUGGCUUCAAAGGAAGUAUGGUAGAGUGGAUUACACAGCUAUCUAACGAUGGAAAACUUCACGACGCUAUCGACACAUCCUUGGUUGGGAAGGGUGUUGAUAAUGAAGUUUUCCAAUUUCUUAAAGUUGCUUGUAACUGUGUAUUGCCACCUCCCAAGGAGAGGCCUACCAUGUUUGAGGUAUACCAGCUUAUAAGAGCUAUCGGGGAACGAUACAAUUUUACCACCGACGAAGAAAUUUUGAUGCCUUCGGAUUCCGGUAACGUUGAUUACUUAGAAGAACUUAUCGUUGCUCGCUCGAUAAAUCAACGAGAAUAAGCGAAGCGAUACAGGUUGCAGUGAGUGUUUCUUGUGCAAGUUUAAAUAAAGGGUUGAAAUUAUAUAUACUCACUGUAAUGGCAUGAGU